AGAGAGAGAGAGCUUUUUCCGACAUCAGUUUGAGACGCUUUUGUAAGACAGAUAAAAAAAAAACAGAUCUGAAGGUUAAGAGAGAUUAUUGGAAUCUUCGCCCGCCAGAGGAGAGCUGCUCAAUUCGAUUGCUGUUGUUAAGGUAUGUCAUCUAGAAAUCUGAAGAUGAGGAGAAGAAGAGAGCUUCCGUUUGAAUUAGUGGUGGAAAUACUCACUAGGGUUCCUGUUAAGGAUUUAAUGCGGUUUAGAUGUGUCUGCAAAAGUUGGCGAUCUUUGUUCAAAGAAGAGAGGUUUUGUAGACAGCACAUGACCCAUGCCCCAACGAGGAUCGUGUCCUUCCAUUUUGAGGAUACUCUACUACUUGGUCGAUUUUCUGAAAGUGCCAAGCCUGAGAUGAUACUCGAAGAGGUUAACAUAAACGUUGGAGAUGACAGUAGGUUGCUUAACGAUGCUACUGUAGUACUUGGUCACUGCCAUGGACUCUUUUGCUUAUAUUUUGAAAAUAACACUUUCGGUCUUUGGAACCCUUCAUUGAGAGAAUUAAGAACAAUACACCCACCUUAUCGCUACAACUGGUAUGAGAUGGGUUUUGGCUAUGACCACUCAAGUCAAGAUUAUAAGAUUGUGUUGGUUCUAAAAAUGCAAGGCAGACGCAGCCGCUCCUCUCAAGCACUUGUGUUAUCCUUAAAGUCAGGUGCGUCUCGGAUGAUUGAUUGCCUGUGUUUGGAAAACUUUGACAUGAUCCACGAUACAAUUUCUGGAACCCUGGUUGGUGAAAUUAUCUUCUGGCAGCUAUGUGAUGAUAAUGUAAAAGUAACUGAUAAGCUUUUGAGCUUUGAUUUGGUGUCUGAGACAUUCAACUUGUGCCCAUGUCCGAGUAAUUGUGGUAAAGGACUUCCUCAGGUUAUAGCGGGAUUGAGAGGAGGUGGUCUAUGUACAGUAGGGGUUGACGACAUGUCUGGUGGUUUAAUCGUUUGGUCUGCCCAACAUGAUGCUGGUGGUGGUAUCAAAUCCUGGAGCAAGAUUUGCAAUCUCUCGCUUGGCAUUCUUGAAAUCUCAACUAGUUGUCGUAUCGAUGAUAAGAUCUGGCUAUCCUCUGCGGUAACUUAUGCAGGAUUGCUAUUAGCUCUUGUAAAAUUUGGGAGAGAAUCAAAAUUGCUUUCCUACAACUUAGAGGAGAAAAGCUUGACAAAUGUUGAGACUAGUUUGUCCCUCUCUACCUGUGAGUUUCUUGAGACGUAUGUUGAAACGCUUGUCCCCGUCCCUAUUCCUGAAUGGAAGCUUUAAAGGUUAUUCAGCCUCCUUUUACGUGGUUUUGUUUUUAUCUAUCUGCAGCAAGCAAGACACAUCUCAUCAUUUGUUUGUUUGUUUUAGUUUUCUACUUCAUUCGCUAAUUUAGUUUCUGGAAUUUUGUAUUUUUAUUUAUGAAAAACGAUUGAAUGUUGAAAUGCUUGCUUGUUGAAGCAGAAUCCUGAUUGAAGCUAAAUAGAAUGUUUAGCUACUGUUAAAGGUUGAUCGAUUGAUUAUAGUUUUUGGCAUGGAAAGUGUUUUCUCUAAAGUACCUGAUCUGAAUCGGUGGUUC
Brassica napus (rape) is the source of this 1582-nucleotide messenger RNA. RefSeq names its product putative F-box protein At3g16210. The record is from RefSeq and is a predicted model, not a curated record. Gene Ontology annotation, molecular function: protein binding. The transcript has a single exon. NCBI's taxonomy places the organism in Eukaryota, Viridiplantae, Streptophyta, Magnoliopsida, Brassicales, Brassicaceae. Bases 145 to 1287 code for a protein of 380 amino acids.